GAAAAGAUUAUCAGCAGAACCGAAAAGACGUUCAAUAUAAAAUUACGGUCCAACAUCGAAUUUGUCUAUUUGCACGGACGAAAAUGGGUGGAAGCUUCCACGUAUCCUUAUUUCACGCUUUUAGGGCAAAGCCUGGGAUCCAUUUAUCUGGGCAUCGAGGCACUGAACAAUCUUACACCAGAUAUAUACAUCGACACGAUGGGUUACGCGUUCACGUACCCUUUAUUCAAAUAUAUCGGUGGUUGCCGAGUCGGAUCGUAUACGCAUUAUCCCACUAUUUCAACUGACAUGUUGAAGUACGUCUACAAGAGAGUCAUCGCGCACAACAAUCGAAGGAUCAUCGCCAGAAAUCCUUUCUUCUCGGCAGCGAAAUUCCUUUACUAUAAAUUAUUCGCGCGUUUGUACGGAAUGGUCGGUAGUUGCUCCGAAAUCACGAUUGUAAACUCCACGUGGACCGAAGACCAUAUCAACGCUAUCUGGAAAUGUCCGUUAAAAACGCAUCGAGUGUAUCCCCCGUGUGACGUGGAGCACCUGAUUGAACUGCCGGCUCUCAGCGACGAGGAGAAGGGCAGCUACGUACGCAUAUUGGCGAUCGCGCAAUUCAGGCCGGAGAAGAAUCAUCCGCUCAUGUUGAGGGCGAUGUUCGAGCUAAGAUCUAUCCUUAAGGAAGAAGUUUGGGAAAAGGUCAAAUUAAUCUGCAUCGGUUCCUGUCGAGAUGCCGAGGACGAAAAGCGCGUUAAAGAUAUGCAAGAUUUGGCAAAACACUUGGCUUUAGACAAGAACGUCGAGUUCAAAGUAAAUGUACCGUACUCCGAGCUUGUAACCGAGAUGCAAGGAGGAACGAUUGGUCUGCAUACAAUGUGGAAUGAACAUUUUGGUAUCAGCAUUGUGGAAUGCAUGGCCGCGGGAUUGAUUAUGGUGGCCCAUAAUUCCGGUGGUCCGAAGGCGGACAUCAUAGAAACGCGAGCGGGUAGUGUAACUGGUUUUCUAGCAGAAGACGAGAUGGAAUAUGCCAAGGUACUGGCGUCCAUUAUACAAAUGCAUCCAAAGGACCGAGAUGCUAUUAGAAUUGCUGCCAGAUCAUCUGUAAGUCGUUUCUCAUGCCAAAUCUUUGAGAAGGAAUUCUUACGAGCGAUCGAACCGUUUUUCAGAUCAAAGUAAGAAUAAUGUUUGCCUUACAAUUCGUCUGUAAAUGAUAAAUUAUGGAUGUAUGUGUAAAUGACUCAUUUCAAAAUCAGAAUGCAUUUUCAGUACAUGUUAUAUUACAUCCCGUACGUAUAAUAGUGUGUAUAUGUAAAAAAUAAGGGUGUUUUUUAUGCGAGGUAAAUAUUUACUUAUUUAUUUAGAGACGCGAAACUUUUUGUUUGAUUUGCGUUAAUUUUAGGGUAUAGUACAUUAAACAAUCAUGAUUUAGCACACACAAAAACUAAAGUACGUGUAUAAUUGUAUAUAUAAUGAUGCUUGAACUGUAUUUAAAUAAUUUUAACAUUCUUAUAAAAUUCUAGAAAUAUUCUUGAAAGUUUACGAAAGUACGUUUGAACGUUGAUGUACGUCGAUGUUGCAAUUUAUUUGUAACCGGCAAAUGCGAAGGCCAAUUGACCGUAAUAUUUCGGUCGAAAUUGUUAUAAUUACAUGUGCAACAAUAAGUUAUAAUAAAGUAUCGUAUAAUCAUUGCGUAA
Temnothorax curvispinosus is the source of this 1679-nucleotide messenger RNA. RefSeq names its product GDP-Man:Man(3)GlcNAc(2)-PP-Dol alpha-1,2-mannosyltransferase (gene Alg11). Gene Ontology annotation, molecular function: GDP-Man:Man(3)GlcNAc(2)-PP-Dol alpha-1,2-mannosyltransferase activity. Gene Ontology annotation, biological process: protein N-linked glycosylation. The transcript is spliced from 6 exons. NCBI's taxonomy places the organism in Eukaryota, Metazoa, Arthropoda, Insecta, Hymenoptera, Formicidae. Gene Ontology annotation, cellular component: endoplasmic reticulum membrane. The annotation marks the transcript as partial. The record is from RefSeq and is a predicted model, not a curated record.